AUGGCCACCGAAGUCGCUUCAGGCGGCUUUGCCGAAUAUGCUCUGCUGGUGGAGGCUCUACGCUCGCUCACUGUAGCACAGGCCAAGGCGCUUAUCAAGGAUCUCAACAACGAGCCCGAGGCCGUAUGCGGUUAUAUAGCUCUCUCUGGUAACAAAAUUGACCUCAUUAAUCGUCUCAUAGCGGCCCUGACCGAACGCAGGAAUCAGGGUGAUAUUCGUGGAUAUCAAAAGUUCCACGCUCUCAUCCUUCGAUACAAGGGCCCGCCAAUUCCCGCCUACAGGAAUGGAUCGUUUCCACUUCCGCCUAUUCCUCGCAGUGCCACCACAAAUGCAAGUGCAGGUACGUAUGGUGGCUACAGCGCCACUGGUGCGUACGCAGCACAUCCGCAACGUCUCGGUGUAACGCCAACCAACAGAGCGCCAAGCAUCACCCCUUCUUACCACUCCCCUCCAAUCUCAACAGCCACAACCACAACAGCCACAGCCUCAUUGCCAUCGCGGCCUGUCGGUCCCGCUGGCUCGACUCGUAUCAACUUUCGCCCAUCGCCUUUCUACGAGAUCAAGCAAUUUGUUUCCUCUAUUGUCCAGUGCCCCGAGGCACCGACCCAGUCUGACCGCAAGAAUGUGCCCUUCUUUGUGAAUCUCACGACAGAGCAGGCGGAUCAGCUCAGGACGUCCAAAUACCAGCUUCGACUCUUUUGCACCACGGUGGAGGCACAUGCUGCAUCUCUAUCAGGCCGCAACCCAGCCACCGUUGAAUUUCCGCUCACCUGCGAAGUGCGAGUCAACUCCCAGCCGCUGUCAAUCAAUCUUCGCGGAAGCAAAAAACAAGCGGGCCGAGUUCCUCCGCCCAAUCUCAAUAAGGACAGCAUGCUUGCGCUCAAGGCCGGACGUCCGAAUCGCAUCGAUUUAACCUACACCAACGCCCCUAAACGUCACGUUCUCGUCGCUGCCAUUUGCGAGAUCACCACAGUCGAGACUCUUGUCGAGCACUUGCGAUCCAGGCAGCUGCGGAGCAAGGAAGAGGUGCUUUUGAAGAUGCGUAGGGAAGCGGAAGACGACGACAUCGAACAGGGAGCAGCCACCAUGAGUCUCAAGUGUCCCUUUAGCUACAUGCGCAUUACGACGCCCUGCCGAUCUGUCAACUGCUUGCACGUACAAUGCUUUGAUGCGUACAGCUUCUUUUCGAUCAACGAACAGACUCCGUCGUGGGCCUGUCCCGUAUGUCAGAAGACGAUCAAGCCGGAGGACUUGUUGAUGGACGGCUAUGUGGACGAAAUUCUCAAGAAGGUGCCACACGACGAGGAGUCGGUUAUCAUUGAGCCAGACGGUUCUUGGCGGACCUCCGAUGGCAAGAUUAGCUCGAGCGGAUCGGCACAGGCUACUCCAGCAGCCGAUGGAACUUCACUCGUCGAGGACCGAUCGCAAACGCAAAGCUUGGAGGAUGUUAAACCUGGCAAUGCAAAGCCCAACGGAGCCGGGAGAGCAUCGCGAGAUGACAUUGUGGUGCUCGACAGUCCGUCGCCGCCUCCUGAGACGACAGUACCGAGUAUUUCAGCAUCUACAUCGGCUACGGGGCCAACGCAACCACCGGUCGUUGCAGCGUCUUCCUCUUCAUGUUCAGUGGAAACACGGACCGCACCGAGCGUCCAAGCAUCUACCUUAGCUGUGGGGGCCACGACCGCCCCCAGCGUUCUGACAUCUUCAGCUGCAAUGGGAGUAAACGCUUCGACCUCAAACGCGCCGCCAUCCCACAACGGAGUGGUUCCAACACCCUCUGCAUCACAUUCAGCAGGGGGACUCGCACUCGCACCGCGAUGCGAACACACCGAAACACUUGACAGCAGCACCACUAUGGGUGCGCACAAUGCGCCUACGGUUGGUGUCGGAGAGGGUGGCGUGAUUGAUCUGACGCUGGACAGCGACGACGAGGAUAGCGAGCCCUCGGUUCCAAGACGACCCGCACCUAGCAUCGACGCUCAUCCGAACCCACUGUCCAACUCUAUGAACAGCGGAUAUCUCGGUCAUCACAGCAUCAGCAGCAACAACAACCGCGGAGGCGGGUUUGCGAACUAUGCUUCCAAAGCUACAAGUAUGUCGGCUCGCAUUGACCCCUUUGCAUCGGCUAUGUCGCGAGUCGAGGCGACACCCGAGGAUGAGCAGAUUCGUCGCCCAGGCAAGCGACCACGAAUUGAAGCGAUUCCAACACCGAACGAUCCUCGUCUCGUCAAAGGUGUCCGACCAGUCGAGCGGGAAAGGCGAUCGUCACUAGACGCUCUACCAGCCUCGUAUCUGGAUGUUGGCAUCAACGGCAUCAAUGGAAGCCAAAGCAACGGACGCGGCUAUGAAGCAGCGAAUACCACCAGCAACGGAGGAGGAACGAGAGCAGACGGCAAUUCAGCAGCCGCACGGGGUGCGAGCGGGGAGGAUGACGGGGACGAUUCGUGGAUGGACAAUGCCAACACGAGCGACCACGACCAGUACAUCAACGAAGAGGAUUGGUGGGCUUAG
Molecule: messenger RNA, 2511 nt
Organism: Mycosarcoma maydis (corn smut)
Lineage: Eukaryota; Fungi; Basidiomycota; Ustilaginomycetes; Ustilaginales
Exons: 2
Coding region: 1-2511 (836 amino acids)
Biological process (GO): protein sumoylation
Molecular function (GO): SUMO ligase activity; zinc ion binding
Source: RefSeq, a predicted model, not a curated record